GAAGCAUCAGAUCCGUUUGCCUUGGUUGCUGAUGAACUGUCCAUCCUUGCAAAUAGGUUGCGUAAAAUGGUGGUUGCUGAGGUGCCAAAGCUAGCAUCAGCUGCAGAAUACUUCUUCAAACUGGGUGUUGAAGGAAAAAGAUUUCGUCCCACUGUCUUAUUACUAAUGGCAUCUGCAAUUGACAUGCCUGCACAUGCCAUGGCUGGUCUGUCUACUGAUGGAGGCCCUUCUACUAUGCCUAGUUCAUCAAAUGAUUUGCGUGCCAGGCAGCAGUGUAUUGCAGAAAUAACAGAGAUGAUCCAU
Molecule: messenger RNA, 303 nt
Organism: Phalaenopsis equestris
Lineage: Eukaryota; Viridiplantae; Streptophyta; Magnoliopsida; Asparagales; Orchidaceae
Product: solanesyl-diphosphate synthase 1, mitochondrial-like
Exons: 3
Biological process (GO): isoprenoid biosynthetic process; ubiquinone biosynthetic process
Cellular component (GO): transferase complex
Molecular function (GO): prenyltransferase activity
Source: RefSeq, a predicted model, not a curated record